AUGACUGUCGCUGAUCAUCGCAACCCCCAAUUUCCCCUCUUCCCCAACAAACACCGAACUAUGGAUAUCUACGAUUAUGUCCAAGGGGAUCUAUUCUCCUCCAGCAAUCAAACAGAAAAGGACGAAUCCCAGCAGGGUACAACCAACACGAACCAACCCGCCGUCGAUUUGAACACCGAGCUACAGGAGACCUUCCGCGCCUUCUCCGCAAGCCCUUGGGGCUCACGCCUCGGCGACAUCUGGGGCAACGUCCGUAAACAUGGUGAAAGCUACUACGAAGGCGCACGACAGGAAUACGCCGCCGCCAGCGAAGAAGCCGUCAAAGGAUUCACCGGCCUCAAAGAUAGCCUUGUGGGGCGGACAAGGGGCCUAUCGCUCAGCACAGCGUUUGGCACCACCGCUGAGCGAGGAACAACGGACGGCUCUCUAACUCCUACGGAAUCUUGCGCUGCGGGAGGCUCCUCCAAGACAGAACAGCAGCAGGAUGGUGGCGACAAGAAGACUGCCGGAGGCGAGAGCUUCCUCGCCCGUUUCAAGACGGAGGCGGCUCGACGGCUGAAGGAGCUUGAGAAGGCAGAGGAAGCAGCCGACGAGGCGAUUCUGCGCUUUGGAAUGAAUAUCACACAGAAAUUGAGGGAGGCUGUUACCAUUGUUCCCCCUGAGGAAGAGUCUGGGUUAGACUCGAAGGUACUUUUUGAGAGCAAGGAUGCUGAGGGCAAGAGGGUUAUCCAUGCGACGCGCUUCGAGGCCCAGCUUCAUGUCAUCCACACAACGCUUGACAGCUUCCUCAAGGACCCUGUGAGUGACGAGUGGCCUGCUUUCCAAAAUUCGUUCAGCAUCGACGACAAGACUUCUGCUAUCGCUGCGGAUCUCGAAAAGUACCCGGAGUUGCGCACUUCGAUGGAAAAGCUUGUGCCAGAGAAGGUGCAAUACGCGGACUUCUGGUCUCGGUACUACUUCCUCCGUCUUGUUAUUGAGACUGAGGAGCAGAAGCGGAAGGAACUUUUGAGGGGCGCUAGCGUCGAAGAAGAGGAAGAAGUAGGCUGGGACGACGAUUCGGACGACGACACCGACUCUCCCUCCACGCCGCAAGUCUCGGACAAGAAUAAGGCAAACAAUGUCGCUCCCGCACAAUCCUCCGCCGACUCAAAAACACUAAAACCAAACGAACCGCGCCGAUCAAACGACCAGGGUUCCCAGCCGGACAGCGAGUCGAGUUAUGACCUCGUCAGCGGCACCACGAGUCGAACUCCGGCUAGUCCCAAGGAGAAAUCCAAAGACGAUGACAGUGAUGAUGACUGGGAGUAGAAAGUCCUCCAUACCUCCUUGCUGCAUAUCAGGCAGGACUGUGUGCACAGACAAAUAUGGAUAUUUUCGCCACCAUUCAGUUCCAUCUACUUCGACCACUGGAUGAUUGAAGAGAUGCGACUAGGCGAGACAGAAGGAGUUGGGUCGGUGUUGUUUCUUCUCUCUUUUGCUGUUGUUUUCCAGUGGGCGUCCAUUAUUGGUCUUUACUUUAUUUUCUUACCCCUAGCGAUAAUCCUCGGCACUAAGUACACAGUCUAUAUUCCCCAA
Aspergillus nidulans FGSC A4 is the source of this 1575-nucleotide messenger RNA. Its product is annotated as BSD domain-containing protein. NCBI's taxonomy places the organism in Eukaryota, Fungi, Ascomycota, Eurotiomycetes, Eurotiales, Aspergillaceae. The coding region runs from base 1 to 1308 and encodes 435 amino acids. The record is from RefSeq and is a predicted model, not a curated record. The transcript has 2 exons.